Molecule: messenger RNA, 1068 nt
Organism: Trypanosoma rangeli
Lineage: Eukaryota; Euglenozoa; Kinetoplastea; Trypanosomatida; Trypanosomatidae
Product: putative nucleotide binding protein
Exons: 1
Coding region: 1-1068 (355 amino acids)
Cellular component (GO): cytoplasm
Source: RefSeq, a predicted model, not a curated record
AUGGCCGCAGCAGCGCAGACGGAAAUGGGGGCGGAGGAAGAAUGCCCGAAGCUCAUCAGCGCCAAAGUCCCAGUGACGAUCCUGACGGGGUUCCUCGGCAGUGGCAAGACGACGCUGCUGCACUACGUGCUCGCCGCGGAGCACCACCUCCGCAUUGCCGUCAUUGUCAACGAGUUUGAGUUUGGUCGGACGAUCGAGAAGGGGCUGACGCUCAAAAGCUCGCAGAAGCCGGACGACGAGUGGCUGGAGCUCAGCAACGGCUGCAUGUGCUGCACCGCCCAGUCCCAGACGGUGAAGGCGCUGGAGAGCCUCAUGGCGCGCAAGGGGACCUUUGACCUGGUGCUUGUGGAGACCUCCGGCCUCGCCGACCCGGGCCCGGUGGCCGCCAUGUUCUGGCAAGAUGAGGCUGUGUGUGGCUCGCUCUUUCUCUCCGGUAUUCUCACGCUGGUGGACGCGAAGAACAUCGGCAGGUAUCUGCACGACCCGCAGGUCUCGGGCGAGGCGGUGCGGCAGAUCAUCAUGGCGGACCGUGUUGUGCUCAACAAGUGCGACAUCGCCACGGAGGCGGAGCAGCGCCAGGCACUGGCCGAGGUGCGGUGCAUCAACCCGCUGGUGCCGGUGGUCCACGCGUCUCACUCCCGGCUGGAGAACCUGCGGGAGAUUCUCUUUCUGAACACCACGCGGCAGCUCGUGGAGCUGGAACACCUCCACCCCGCGGGCGCCCCCGCAGGCAUCACCGCCGUCUCACUGGAGUUUUUUGAGCAGCCGCGCUUCCUAGCGCUGCGCGACUUCGGCGAUGUGGACGCGAUUUGCCGGGAACUGCUGUACAAGGACCACGACCCUCCGUUUGAGGUGCUGCGCUGCAAGGCGGCGUUGUGGAUGCGGCGGGCGGGGCGGCUCUCUCUCCUGCAGCUGCAAACCAUUGGGGAGCUGUUUGACGUCACUCCGAUGGAAGGGCAAACCGUCCCGCUGGGCUGCUCCCGCGUGCUCAUCUUGGGCAAACAGCUGGACAAGGAGGUCUUGCGGAACAUCUUCCUGCAGUACAUGCGAGACGACACGGAGCCGUAA